This is a messenger RNA of Aspergillus uvarum CBS 121591, 1353 nucleotides long. RefSeq lists its product as uncharacterized. The record is from RefSeq and is a predicted model, not a curated record. Bases 37 to 1353 code for a protein of 438 amino acids. The transcript has 3 exons. NCBI's taxonomy places the organism in Eukaryota, Fungi, Ascomycota, Eurotiomycetes, Eurotiales, Aspergillaceae.
UAUGCAGGGUGUCUCCUGUACAAUGUCGGCUCCUUUAUGCUCCCUGCGUUGUACAGCACUCUAGUCAAGAUCUGGAUUGCGAACAUUGACUCUACCCUGGUGGUUACAACGGAUGUCUAUACUUAUAUCGGCACUGUUGCCGAGGUACUUAACGAAGGUCUUCCUCGUGCCGUCUGGGUGACUAUCGCCGAUCAAGUUACGCGGUCAUACGAGUCUCGUCUAGAACUCGCACAUACUCUGGUCGCGUUCCAAACAGUCCUCGGUCUGAUCAUGAGCAUAAUCCUCACCAGCGCUGCCAAAGCCUUCACGGCCACCUUCAUCCCGCGCGAGGCUCGGAAAGCAAGUAUUACCUAUGUUCAGAUUAGUGCAUUCUCAGCCCUCAGCUCUGCUAUAGAAGUUGCAGUAUCCAACGCGACAAGGGCCCUGGACAAGCCCGACGUUCCUCUCGUGAUUAGUUCGGUUAAGAUUGUCGUGAACAUUAUCCUGGAUCUCCUGAUCAUUUCCAAGUUUCAUGUGGGUGGCUGGUCUCCAAAUAUUAACAUGCAGGCUGCGAUUCGUCUGGGCUGUGACAUGGUCGCGGCUCUUACUGGCUUAGCAUACUUUAUCCAGACAAUAAACCGGUCCGAAGAACGUCGCAGCUGGCACUGGAUUGGAAGAUUUCCGACGGUUUCUGCCUUCUUAACGCUUCUCAAACCAGGCUUGAUCACCUUUGUCGAGUCGGCAGUGCGAAAUGCGCUAUACCUCUGGUUGGUUGCAGGAAUCGUGACUAUGUCCGCAGACUAUGCUACAGCAUGGGGAAUAUUCACUACAAUUCGAUGGGGUUUGAUUAUGGUGCCUGUUCAGGCACUGGAGGCUACGUCUCUCGCUUUUGUGGGGCAUUUCUGGGCUAUCUUUAAGGAAAAUCAUACAGAAUGUGGGCGUUGGAGAAAACUUGCAAUGGUCACGCGACCGGCUUUUCUCUCUGCUGGUAUAGCUUUAGCUAUCGAAGUACCCCUCUGCAUCCUUCUGGCUACGGUAGGAUGCAAACCGUUUGCAUACUAUCUAAGUCAAUCCGAAAGGGUUGCUGAGAUCACGGCUCAUAUGUGGCAGACGAUAGACUGGUGUUACAUUCUAUAUGCAAUCUCGACCCAGCUUGCCACCAUACUUCUGGCCACCCGUCCAAUGUGGUAUCUCGUGCAGAGUCUCAUUUCCAAUCUUCUUUACGUCCUUCCUUGGGCAAUUGUCUGCCAAUUUGCUCACCUUGAUCCUCAUAAUGCUUGGACUUAUCAUAGCCUCGUUUUUGGAGGAAGCCUGGUAUUUACGUUCUCGGAGAUUUGUUUAAUCAUUCUUCUGUGGUUUUGGAGAUCUCGAUAA